Mugil cephalus (flathead mullet) is the source of this 2618-nucleotide messenger RNA. RefSeq names its product solute carrier family 5 member 6 (gene slc5a6b). The record is from RefSeq and is a predicted model, not a curated record. Lineage: Eukaryota; Metazoa; Chordata; Actinopteri; Mugiliformes; Mugilidae. Gene Ontology annotation, cellular component: membrane. The transcript is spliced from 17 exons. Gene Ontology annotation, molecular function: sodium-dependent multivitamin transmembrane transporter activity. The coding region runs from base 336 to 2177 and encodes 613 amino acids. Gene Ontology annotation, biological process: sodium ion transport; pantothenate transmembrane transport; biotin transport.
CUUGGUAUCGGAUCACAAGGGGAAAAAAAACAACAGGUAUCGCGAGUCUGUUGUCACCCCGGAAGAGAAUUCAAACUAUUUAGCGAUCACAUGGAGCUACAGAUUAGCCAGCCACCCAGAUGAACAUCAAGUGGCUUUCGGCUAACGUAGUGCUCUUGAACGCCUCCCUAACAAGCAUGGCUCUUCUGACAGACCAGGAUAGUGACGGUGCUGGUGUACGAAGGUUGUCGGAUUCUCCUGUCUGAUGGGUGUCGACGGAGACGUUUUCCAUUUAUUCGCCUGUAUGAGUGUGGGAACCCACAGUCUUCUCCACCUGCAGCCAGGACACGAUCAAGAUGGAUCCGUCCGAUCAGAAGCACUUCAGUGUUGUAGACUAUGUGAUAUUUGCCAUCUUACUCACGGCCUCUCUGGGCAUCGGCCUGUAUUACGCUCUGUCUGGGGGGCGUCAGCGAACGACACAGGAGUUCUUGAUGGCGGACCGGAGCAUGGGCUGUCUUCCCGUUUCCCUGUCGCUCAUCGCCUCGUUCCAGUCGGCCGUGGCGAUCAUCGGCGUGCCGGCAGAGAUCUACACUCACGGUACUCAGUACUGGUUCAUCGGCGUUGCCUACAUUCUGGGCCUCCUCAUUCCAGCCCACGUUUUCAUUCCAGUUUUGUACAAACUGCGUCUGUCCAGUGCUUACCAGUACCUUGAGCUGCGUUUCAGCAAAGCGGUGCGAAUCUGUGGAACUUUGACCUUCAUUUUUCAAAUGGUUAUCUAUAUGGGAGUUUGCGUCUACACUCCUGCCUUUGCACUAAAUGCAGUUACUGGAUUUGAAUUGUGGGGAGUUGUGCUGGCCACUGGACUAGUGUGUACGUUGUACACAACAAUGGGCGGCUUGAAGGCCGUCAUCUGGACUGACGUCUUUCAGACGGUUGUGAUGUUCGCAGGGCAGCUGGCUGUCAUUGUGGUGGGAGUUCAGAAGACCGGAGGAGUGUCUGAAGUCUGGAGGAAAGUCUGGGAGGGAAACCGCAUCUCUGGAAUCGACCUAAACCCAGAUCCUACAGAGAGACACACAUUCUGGACUCUUAGCGUUGGCGGGAUCUUCCUCAUGCUGUCCCUGUACGGGGUGAACCAGGCUCAGGUCCAGAGGUACCUCAGCGCUCGCACAGAGAAAGAGGCUGUCAGGUCCUGCUAUAUGGUGUUUCCGUCCCUGCAGCUCGCUCUGGCUCUGAGCUGUGUGAUGGGGCUGGUUAUGUUCGCACGCUACUGCGGAGAAGACCUCUCCGACCAGCUGGGCAGCAUUUCAAGGGACGCUAUGGUGAUCUACUUUGUGAUGGACAUGCUGCAAGGCCUGCCUGGACUUCCUGGACUGUUUGUCGCGUGUUUAUUCAGUGCUGCACUCAGCACCAUCUCCUCCGCCUUUAACUCUUUGGCUACUGUGACUAUGGAAGACCUCAUCAAACCCCAUUUCCCCAACAUGACUGAGGCGAGAGCAACGUUGCUGUCCAAAGCUUUAGCUGUAUCCUACGGGCUGGUGUGUCUGGCCAUGGCCUACCUCACUCACCUCAUGGGCGACUCGGUUUUACAGGUGGCUCUGAAAAUCUUCGGCUUGGUGGGCGGUCCCAUCCUCGGCCUGUUUUGCCUCGGGAUGUUCUUCCCCUGCGCCAACUCCACCGGAGCGUUGGUGGGUCUGGCCUCAGGCCUGGCGGUGUCUUUCUGGAUUGGCAUCGGGAGCAUCGUCACACCUAGCUCCGGCACGACACUGCUGCCCCCCGACUGUAGAGUAAACACGACCGGUGCCUUUCAGACUGUGCUCAGCAACGUCACUAUGAGCCGACCCUCUGGACUGAAGAGAUUUUAUUCCCUGUCCUACAUGUGGUACAGUGCAUUCAACUGCUUCACGGUUAUUCUCGUCGGACUGAUCAUCACCUUUCUCACAGGCCCUAUGAAGGAAGAAGAUGUGGCCCCGGGAACUAUCUUUCCGUUGUAUUGUUUUCUACCUGAACAGCUCAAAAAGAAGCUCUGCUGUGUGACUUCUCUGGGACAGACGAUUCCAACACAAGAACAACCCUCUCCAGAGCAGAAAGAAAAUAAUGGACAGGCUUUCCCGCAACAGAACGGACCAUCUCAGGGGGAGACGGACAGCUGCCUUCCUGGAGCUCGCACAACUUUUGUUGAGUACGAAACAGCGGUGUGAAGUUAAACUGAGUGAUUUGAUGAAAUUAUGGAAAUCAUUCUUGAGCAAAGUACGUGGACUUAAAAUAAAUGUGUAUGUGUUUGAGGAAGGGUGUAACUCGGGUGCUGAAGCGAGGUCAUGAUAACGGAUUCUUCAACAAAAGACUGAGAUAGUCUUGCCUGAUUAUUGCACCCAGCGGUCAUCCGGUCUAGAUGUGAUUCACAAUCAUUUGUUUGUUUUUUUCCGCUAUGAUGUUUCUAUAUAACACUGCACUACACCCUUAAGAGGAUCAGUGAUUGUCCAGGAAGAAAAAUGUUUUAUACCAUUAUUUUCUACUUGACUUUAGCACUACUGCAGAUGCACGAACAAUCCUGUGAGAUUAUAUUGACACUUGUUAAGAAUGUAUGGGCGACUGUAAUGCAGCUAAAACUCUGUAAACGAUUAAAGUUUUUUUUUUUUAAA